Cotesia congregata is the source of this 1398-nucleotide messenger RNA. NCBI's taxonomy places the organism in Eukaryota, Metazoa, Arthropoda, Insecta, Hymenoptera, Braconidae. The record is from the annotation of a GenBank genome assembly.
AUGCCUAAUGGGGGUAAAUUGGUCUUAGGAAUAGAUUUGGGCACCACUUCAGUUAAAGUUAUUAUCUUAUCGACGGAAACAAAGCAAAUAAUCGCUAAGCAGUCGAAAGAACCCCAGGCCAAUGUGCCAAGUGAUCUUGGAAUAGAAGGUAAUAAACAGGAUGUACCAAAAAUUUUAUCUGCUGUUCAUAACUGCGUUUCUAGGCUGCCUAAAGAUUUACUCAGACAGGUAAAAAGCAUAGGAAUAUGCGGACAAAUGCACGGCGUUGCAUUGUGGAAAACAACCGGAUCCCCGGAAAAAGAAGACGGUACAUUCAAAUUAGAAAUAGACCGGCAAAGUGUAUCUCAUUUGUAUACAUGGCAAGACGCACGAUGUGAUAAAAAUUUUUUGAGUACAUUACCGCAAUCAAAAAGCCAUUUGCCAGUGCAUACGGGCUUUGGAUGUGCUACUUUAUUCUGGUUCGCUCGCAACAAGCCGGAAAAACUGCAAAAGUACGACCGGUGCGGUACAGUUCAAGAUUUGCUGGUGAAUUUAUUGACUGGAAGCGAUGAAAUCACUAUGAGCACCCAGAAUGCUGCCAGCUGGGGCUACUUUUUGACUGAUCAAGCUAAAUGGGAGACUGAGUUGAUGGCUAAUGCGGGAUUUCCAGUCAACUUGUUACCCAAGAGUAUUCUAAAACCCGGACAAGUCGCUGGGAAAUUAAGACAUCCUUGGUUUGGAAUUCCCGCAGGUGUUCCUAUAGGUGUUGCAUUGGGCGACCUGCAGUGUUCAGUACUUGCAUUAUUGAAGGAACCUGACGAAGCUGUGCUGAAUAUUUCAACUUCUGCUCAGCUUACCUACGUUCAUCCUUCUUUCGACCCCAAUGAUUGUCCAGAAUCAGGUAGCAUAGAGUACUUUCCGUACUUUAAUGACAAGUAUUUAGCCGUUGCUGCUUCGAUGAAUGGUGGAAAUACCCUAGCGACUUUUGUCAAGACUUUGCAGCACUGGGCGAUGGAUCUAGGCUUCUCAGUUCCGCAAUCUAAAGUUUGGGAAAAGUUGAUUGCAUUGGGACAAGAAGAGUCUGCAGUAAGUACGAUGGAAAUAGAACCACUUCUUUUGGGCGAACGCUACGACCCGGAUAAAACAGCAAGUGUCACAGGAAUAACGCUCAAUUCUCUCAGCUUGGGGAGUGUUUUUCGAUCACUUUGUUCUGGUGUAAUCCGCAACCUUCAUAAUAUGAUGUCACAGGACUUGUUGAAAGCAAAAGGUAUAAAACGUAUAGUAGGAAACGGCUCUGGACUAGUGCGUAAUCCAGUCUUACAAAAAGAAGUUACAAAUUGGUACAAACUAUCCUUAGAACUAGGACAAUCCGGAGACGCAGCAUUCGGCGCAGCCUUAGCAGCUCUCGCUUCAAAUUAA